AGUACUACCCUUAUUUGUAAAAGUCCUUUGAAAAAAUCUUAUCUAGACAAAACUAACAAAAUCUUUGGUCACGGUCCUCAUGCACUACUACUGUAUCACAAUGCUUAUCACGCCGGCGAAUCCAUGCGGUGGCACAGCCGGAUUAUUCGUUUUCGGACCAAAAACUCAACUGACUAAGAUACCCUCGUCCACAAACUUGAAUAGCCAUUUCACCGUGCCUCCUGUGGUGGCUUUGGCGGCGGAGAGAAGAGCAGCUUCGAAGGUGUUCCGGUAUUGUGCUAGGAGAAGGGUGAGAGACGACGUUGUAGGAGGUGAAGAUGAAGAUGAAGAGUACGGGUACAAUGAGGAGAUGGCGAUGCUGGAGGUUUAUAGCCAGUCGUGUAGAGAAGAAGCGCUUAUUGUGACGGCCAUUGUUGAUGACGAAGAAGUGGAAGUUAUCAUCUUUAAAGGAGUGUCGUCGUGCCUGAGCGGAGAAACGGCGGUGGAUCCGGCGAGGAGUGUGUUGCCGGAGAGAGCAGUGAUUAUAAAAAUUGAUAGAGUGAGAGGUCCUUUUGAUCCAUCACAGAUUCAUUAUAUUCAAAAGGGACUCUCUUUUCAAGCCUUCAAGGAGACCAGACUCCUCAACUCAUGAAUCACAGUAUUCAUAUUUGAUAUUUUGUUAUGGUCCAUGAAUGUUGAUGAAAAUUUCAAUAUCUCACCUCUGUUUCUGAACUAAUUUCAGGAUUUGCAACAAUCA
Camelina sativa (false flax) is the source of this 736-nucleotide messenger RNA. RefSeq lists its product as uncharacterized. The record is from RefSeq and is a predicted model, not a curated record. Gene Ontology annotation, cellular component: chloroplast. Lineage: Eukaryota; Viridiplantae; Streptophyta; Magnoliopsida; Brassicales; Brassicaceae.